This is a messenger RNA of Nicotiana tabacum (common tobacco), 1447 nucleotides long. RefSeq names its product putative UDP-arabinopyranose mutase 2. Gene Ontology annotation, molecular function: UDP-arabinopyranose mutase activity. Gene Ontology annotation, biological process: plant-type cell wall organization or biogenesis; UDP-L-arabinose metabolic process. The record is from RefSeq and is a predicted model, not a curated record. Gene Ontology annotation, cellular component: plant-type cell wall; cytosol; Golgi apparatus. Lineage: Eukaryota; Viridiplantae; Streptophyta; Magnoliopsida; Solanales; Solanaceae.
GUACAACUUGCUUCUUUGCUUCUUUCUAUAUAACCACAACACAUCUCCCCAAUUUCUUUGUUAGAACCGUUUCUUUUCUCUCAUUCUUUCUUCAGAUCCAAAGGUACAAUGGCAGGAGGAUCAAUGGCCCCAACACCAUUGUUGAAAGAUGAGCUAGAUAUAGUCAUACCAACAAUUAGAAAUCUUGAUUUCUUGGAGAUGUGGAGACCCUUUUUUCAGCCAUACCAUUUAAUUAUUGUACAAGAUGGUGACCCUUCUAAGAUCAUUAAAGUACCUGAAGGAUUUGAUUAUGAGCUUUAUAAUAGGAAUGAUAUUAACAGGAUUCUUGGUCCUAAAGCCUCUUGUAUCUCUUUUAAGGAUUCUGCUUGUAGGUGUUUUGGUUAUAUGGUUUCUAAGAAGAAGUAUAUCUACACCAUCGAUGAUGAUUGCUUUGUUGCCAAAGACCCAUCUGGCAAAGACAUCAAUGCACUUGAGCAACACAUUAAGAACCUCCUAUGUCCUUCCACUCCACAUUUCUUCAACACUCUCUAUGAUCCAUACAGAGAAGGUGCAGAUUUUGUUCGAGGCUACCCUUUCAGUAUGCGCGAGGGUGCUCCCACGGCUGUAUCUCAUGGUCUUUGGCUCAACAUCCCUGACUAUGAUGCACCUACUCAACUUGUUAAGCCACGUGAGAGGAACACGAGAUAUGUUGAUGCGGUCAUGACAAUUCCAAAAGGCACUCUGUUCCCCAUGUGUGGAAUGAAUUUGGCAUUCGACCGUGAGCUUAUUGGACCUGCAAUGUACUUUGGGCUCAUGGGUGAUGGUCAGCCCAUUGGUCGUUAUGACGAUAUGUGGGCCGGCUGGUGUACCAAGGUGAUAUGUGACCAUUUGGGACUGGGUAUCAAGACUGGUCUACCCUACAUAUGGCACAGCAAAGCGAGCAAUCCUUUUGUUAACCUUAAAAAGGAGUACAAAGGCAUCUACUGGCAAGAAGAGAUCAUUCCAUUUUUCCAGUCUGCAACUCUUCCUAAAGAUUGCACAAGUGUUCAGCAGUGCUAUAUCGAACUGUCAAAACAGGUCAAGGACAAACUUUCCAAGGUAGAUCCUUAUUUCACCAAGCUAGCGGAUGCCAUGGUUACGUGGAUUGAAGCCUGGGAUGAGCUCAACCCCACUGGCGAAGGCUUGACUAAGCUAUCCAUCUCAAAUGGCCCGGCAAAGUAGAGGUUCCAUUUAGCUUAUGGUCCUCUUUGUUUUAUUGCGUUGAGUUGAGCUGGUUACAGUUUUUAUCUAUCUAUUUUACUUGUUUAAUUUUGAUCUAGGAUUCACUUUUAUGUAGACUCUAGGCUCUAGCUUUUUGCUACCCUUGCAGAGGUUGUAUUAUUAUUUAUUUGUUGAAUUUAAUUCCAGACUUGAGAGUUCAGAAUAUUCAUAUUUAUUCCUUUGAGUGAAAAAGUUUCUAUGCCCUCUA